Messenger RNA from Dermacentor silvarum, 3655 nucleotides. RefSeq lists its product as uncharacterized. Bases 967 to 1899 code for a protein of 310 amino acids. NCBI's taxonomy places the organism in Eukaryota, Metazoa, Arthropoda, Arachnida, Ixodida, Ixodidae. The record is from RefSeq and is a predicted model, not a curated record. The transcript has 4 exons.
CGCUUAAUCGCUGGCCUCUGAGCUAACAACCCCGGUCGUAAGACGAAAUAAUGCCAAGAAAACAUCUUGAGCAACGUCUUGUGAAACUUACUUGAGUAUGCACUACGGCUUUCUUAAUGCACCUGUCUAAACCCGGCAUGUCCAUUUAGGCUCAUUGACAGUGGAAGGACGCACUUUAUUAAGAGUGCGUUUUCCUGAAUUAAGACUCCUGCAUCCAGCGCCGUUUUCACGAACCUAAGUUGAGCAUAUGGAAAACAAAUGGGAUUACUCGAAUGUAACGUCCAAACUGCGCAAUUGCACGCUGCGAAAGGCUAGCGAGAAGGACGCACGAAGUGCAAAAGCCAGCGCAUAUAACGUUUCAAAUGCAGUAAAACACGAAGAUGCCACGCCCACUGGUGGAAGACGAACACGCAUGCGUCAAGAAUUCCUGAUACCCACUGUCAUCGGCAGGUGAAUUGCAUAAUGCUAUGCAGCCUGCCAGUACAUCUUUUUCUUUAUAGCGGUGUCAUGCUUUGAAAAGCAUUUCGAAGCCGAAGGAAAGAAGACCGCGUGACCUUGCGCACACAGCGUACAGCUCGCUGCACGUGGCUGUUUUCCUUUCGGUCCACUGGGUAGACAGCCGAAGGAAGAAUCUGAAAACCUUGGGCGCGUCACGAUCCCGUCCUGGCUCAGAGUGAACCAAUGCAGCCUCGUCGCCGCAGCUCCGACAACGCAGAGGACUAGGUCCACACAUCGUCCCUUCUUCCAAAAGCAGGCCGAAGGACACCGAGGGAAGUGCCGGCUUGUUCGUCUAGCUUCAGCUGCCCCUGUCCGAGCACUAGCACCUGGGCUGUUCGUUUGGACCACGUCAGUGAGAAGCAGUGGGCACCUCCUGGGUGUACGGCACGCUCAAAGGCAACCCUGUGUCGUGCACAGCAAGGUGCGGCUUCGUCGCCGAUGCAAUGCAGGUCAUGAGCGGAGAGAGCUAUGGCGUUUUCGCUGAAGAAGCUGCUGCUGGCCUGCUUCCUGGUCACGUGCGGCGUGGCGCUGCUCAGCACGCCGUUGCUCCUGCGCUUCUCGGUGUACUCGGAGCGGACGCUGCCCAUGGGAUACCAGGACGUGAUCCCGCUGCACAAGCACAGCUCGACCUUAUGGUGCGAGAACAUGACGACCAUGUCGUCGCAAACGUUCAAUGCCUACCUCUACGACGGCGCCGAGCCCAACGUCACGGAGCACUCCGUGCAGAAUCGGCGAGUGCACGUGAGGGUGGCCUCGUACUACUACCUGGGCAUGUACUUCCUGCGAGGUUCCCGCGUCUCCAUCACCUGCUGCCCAGCCGGCCGAGGAACCAAGCUGCACCUGAUCGCCGGACUCGGGAAGCUCGAACAGUGCCUGAGCACCGUCACGGGAAGGAACGGCUCCUCGCGCAACAACUUGUUCCCAGUGCCACCAGUGCGGGGCCCCAUCUUGGACUCGCAGAUCCGGCGCAACAGCACGGCCUGGUCCGUGCGCUGUGCCUCCGAGGCUUCCGUCGACUUGGUGCCGGACGCCUGCGGUGGUGCCGGCCCUCUUAGACCACGGCCCGUGCUGUGGCACGAGGCGCACGUGGACGGCUACCACUACCUGCUCUUCCUGAACGACCCGGCGAGCGAGGCGUACAACGACGUGCAGCUCGGAGUGACCGCGUGGCGGCGCGUGUUCGACCGCAACCAGACGCUGGACGCGUGCCGCGAGGCGCUCAACUGCAGCCUGCCGCUGUCCUUCUUGUCGCAGCAGUUCGUGGUGGCCGAGCGCAGCCGCAGCACGCCCACCCGCACCGAGCCAGUGUUCCUGCACGCGCGGUGCGAGCCCCGCCGCAAGGUCUACUUCCUCUUCUACCUGGCGUUCGCCGUGCUCUUCGUGGUCGUCGCCUUCCAGUGAGCCCAUGGCUCUGACCCGUCGCGCCUCGGGAGCCGUCCUUCCCACGGCGCUAAUUGCCUGCGGAUGGUUCGAACAGCCGGCGCUUUGAGGGCUCUUGGGACACUGGGUUCAGACGAAGAUUGCGACUUUCGUGACCUGUGAACUCGAGGCUACUCGAACAGACAGCAGCUUCGAGCAGCGCCCGCAGUCAGACUGCCCGUACGUCUGAGUUGCACCACCACAACGACUCGGUCAAUUCCGCCCUGGGUUGUUGUGCUCUUUAGUGUUUACAGGCGUUGUAAAUACAGCCAAUAAUAUUUGUAUGAUCUAGCACUACUAUGCUUUUAGUGUUCAGAGCUCCCAAGAACUGCUAACGCUUAAUAGAAGUAGCUUGCGACAGAUCGAGGACCGCUGUAUAUAUGUUGCCUUCUGAGGCGUUUCGGCAGGAAAGAGGGUCUAUUGAGUUUGCCAGAACUGCAUGCGGAAACUAAGGAAAGAUGCACGCACUUGGCCCUGCGUAUAUAGAUUAACGAUCGUCGCUCUUUUCAUUGUUAAACGUUAAAUUACAGCACAGCUGCCAACGUGUGCGCCCACAGUCGCGUCGCCAAGCGACCCUCAUGCUUUUUUUUUUUAUUUAACAGGCUCUAUGCGCUGAUUUGUUCGGUUGUUCUAUCGCUCGUUACAUUAACCCUACAGAUAGCGGCGUUUUGGCAAGCUUCUCAUUAUGUUUGAUUGGUGUGUUACGGGUCCCGCGGGAGCUCGCGUCGUUUAAGAACGACAAUAUGGACAUGUUUCGACGUUCGACAAUUUUCUAUUAAAACUUUCACAGUGGAAACUUGCCGUUCCUUGGUCAAAGCCUUUCGCGCGGUGUUCAGUGGCCCAAGUUCGGCCGCAGAGACGACUUUGCUCAUUGACGACUCUAUAGUCCGACUCUCCCUGGCUGUGGAGUACUACUGAUACGUGUCAUCGACCCCCGGACAUGGCACACCAUGGCACAGGCGGAGGCUCUGGCGCAGACCUUCGUGCUGUGCAGCCAAGCUCGCUCAAAUGGGCCGCAAAACUUUCCUUUACAUGUGGCCGUAAAGCAUGUAGGCGAAACGGCAGCGGUUGUAGGAUCUUUACACACAACGGACGCCGUAUAGAUCGUGCGGAUGCACGAAAUCUAAAAUGCGGUGAAGGACGGUGAGCCCUUGCAUUUUUUUAAUCAUUCGCGAGUACGCUAACUGCAUCCUUCGUGGAAAACAAAUUGCUCAGGUAGUCGAUAUUGGCACGAAAGUCAGCACCACUGUCAUGAUGUAACAGCUCGGUGAAGACAAGACACAAGCGUCACGUGCACGACUAUAGUUUUACAUGAAAUUUACGCGACAUUCUUCUAGUGUUACAGGAAACAAGAACGAAGACGGGCAACGCAACACCAGCGUUGAUAUGCUAUAGUGAUUUGCAUUUACUACGCUGUCAGUUACGCCACGAAUCCGCAUCAACGUGUCCAGUUUUCUCUGCUCCUCAAUGCCACUGUGUUGGCGAAGAUACGGGACACUUCUACAGUCCGUUGAGAAAUAUUGCGAGACCUGUGCUAGCACUCCACAUGAUCCACGAUCGAUGACUUUCAGUGGCGCGCAUGAUUGGCUGAGCCACUGACAGAAUAGAUACCUGUCGUUUGAGUGAGGCGACGCGUUGACCAUUACGUCUCGCAAGAGCACAAAAUGUACUCGAACGUAGCCGAACGAGAUUACGGGCUUUGCGCUCGAUUUGCGCAGAUGACGUUCCAACCCCGCAG